AUGGUUCCAGCACCUGUACAUACUGAAGUGAAUACAGAUGGCAUCCAAAUCCUCUUCGAUACGCAGGCGGAACAAGCGGGCCGUGUCCAAGACGUGUUGGGCGCCGUGCGAGCUGAUGCUUUGACGGAGUCGCAGACUCGUCACUGGUUCGCUUACAAGCUUGACAAUGGGCCGGAUGCGCCCAAUACCAGCUUCGGUGUCUUCAACACUUACGCCGAAGCGAAAGCUCACGAUGGGCAGAAUGGCAUCAAUCUCACAGCGAAGGCGCUCAAGGAGAAUGCACAGCUUUUCCAGGGAGAGCCUAGGAAGCAUCCGUUACACCUCCUUGGGACAAAACUCCCAGACGACUGCGACGCUCGCACUCCUGAAAGAGGUGCCCAGAUCAUCAUGAAAGCACGCCCAGGCUUCGGUGGCAAACUUCGAAGCAUUAUCACGGGCCAAUAUAGCAACGAGAUACUUGAAGAGGAGGAAACGCCAUACUGGUUCGCUAUACAAUACGAUGACACGACAUUCGCUCUAUUCGCGGCGUUCUAUAGCGAUGCUGACCGAGCGCUGCACCUGAAUGGACACGCUGCGUACCAUCUCAUGGAGGAUACAUCUUUGUGGAUCCAGGGUAUCAAGACCCUGAAGUUUGACAUCUUCGCCGCCAAGGUGUAA
Messenger RNA from Peniophora sp. CBMAI 1063, 657 nucleotides. Lineage: Eukaryota; Fungi; Basidiomycota; Agaricomycetes; Russulales; Peniophoraceae. The record is from the annotation of a GenBank genome assembly.